Messenger RNA from Leishmania major strain Friedlin, 978 nucleotides. RefSeq lists its product as hypothetical. The coding region runs from base 1 to 978 and encodes 325 amino acids. Lineage: Eukaryota; Euglenozoa; Kinetoplastea; Trypanosomatida; Trypanosomatidae. The record is from RefSeq and is a predicted model, not a curated record. Gene Ontology annotation, biological process: cellular response to hypoxia. The transcript has a single exon. Gene Ontology annotation, molecular function: L-ascorbic acid binding; ferrous iron binding; peptidyl-proline dioxygenase activity.
AUGGAAUUCGAGUUCAACCUUGCCCACACCAUCAAGCGGCUGCUGACGCGAAAGCGCUGUGAGCAGCUGGACCUGGAUGGCUACCUCGUCCUCGAUGAGCAGCCGUUCCCGGCGUCGGUGGCGAAGGAGCUCCUGUGCGAAGUGCAACACUGCUUCAACGACAUCGACGGCGGCAAGACCCCGAACCAAGUCGAGUUCCUCACAGCAGAUGGGCCGGUGAAGCUCACAAAGCCGCACGUCUACGAAUGCGACCUGCACAACGCUGUGGUCCGACACCAACUCCCACUUUUCAAUGCCUUCUUUGAGGGCCAGCUCGGGGAGCUGGUGGAGGUGCUGCGGGACCGGUUAAACUGCUGCGAGGAUCUGCAGCCGUGCGACACGGCUGACCUCGCCUCGCGCUCCGUGACGCUCAAACUGCAGGCGAACGAGGGCGGCGCCUUUCCGUGGCAUUACGACAACCCCGGCAAGCCCAACAAGCGCCGCCUCACGAUGGCGGUCUACCUCACCGAGGACUGGGCCCCGGACAUUGGGGGGGAGCUCCAGAUGAUGCCGUUCCUCGGCCCCUGCAUCACCGUGCCACCGAAGUUCUGCACCGUUGUGUUGUUCCAGUCGGACAUGAUGCUACACCGAGUGCGACCCAUUCUCAGCCACACGCACAAGACACGAUACUGCUUCACGAUUUGGUUUGACGGGGCACUCACCAACAGCAACGACGAUCUCUUCCUCAAAGUGCAGCACCUCGACGAAGGCGCCAUCCCCUUUCUGCGCCGCAGCGCCGUGCAGCGAACCCUUUCCCGGGCCGUGUACGAAGCCGAAUACGAGGAGUCCCUCGCAGACUGCUUUGGCGCAGACUCAGUAGCGCUCGGGAUCAGCCUCCGCGAGCACCAUGCGCAUCUGCAGCAGCUGCUCAGCCAUGAAAGGCUGCGCGCCUUUCUGAAGAUACUCAAAGAGUACCGCGAAGACCUCCGGGCAACAUGA